AUGAGGAGUGCCCUCCUGCACUGGGCGGCCGCAGCCGCGCUGCUCCUGGGAUACUGGAUUGCUCCGGGGGACACGGGAUCGGGAGGACCGUUGCACCUUCAGAUCAUCAACUUUAACUUCGAAACUGUGCAGGUUACGUGGAAUGCAAGUGGAUACUCCGGGACUAAUUUGACUUUCCUCUACAAAUUAAGAAGCAAUGAGAUGUACGACCAAUGCCCCAACUACAUUCUUCAACAAGGUCGUACGGCUGGGUGCCUGCUGGAGGCAGAAGAUGAUGGAAUUCUCUAUUUUUCCAUCCGGAAUGGAACACAACCUCUUCUGACCAAGAGUCAAUGGAUCAGCUCUUACUUGAAACCAGACUCCCCGAAAGAUUUGAACUUCCAGUGGCAUGAGGAGGCCGUGACGGUGACGUGUUCUGACCUGCCCCACAACGACCUCCUCUAUGAAAUCCAGUUCAAGAGCACCUUCGACACCGAGUGGCAGUCCGAGGAGGGAACAACCUGCAACGUCACCAUAGUGGGCGUGGAUGCCGACAAAUGCUACUUCUUCCGGGCCCGGGUGAAGACCAUGGAGUCCACCUACGGCUCCGACACGUACCCCAGCGACUGGUCAGAGGUGGCCCACCAGCAGAGGGGCGAGCGCCGAGACUCGUGCCAGGAGAGAAAGCUUUUCCCAAGGUUUAUCUUAGUUUCCGGCUUGGUCGCCUUCCUGACGGUGUCCCUUCUCCUUCUGUCUUUGUGGAAACUCCGGAGAGUCAAGAAAGUCCUCAUGCCCAGCGUGCCCGACCCCAAAUUCACCUUCCUCGGGCUGUUCGAGUCCCACCAAGGUAACUUCCAGGAGUGGAUCAAGGACACCCAGAACGUGGCCCACCUGAAUAAGACGGAAGACGGGGAGCAGGAGUGUUUCCUGGAGGAGCCCCUGGUGGUGCAGCCAGCCAAGGCUGAGGUCGAGCCGCCCAGCGUGAUGCGGACGGGGGAGGAAGAGGUGGCCGGAGACCCCAGCCAGCUCCCUUGCCAGACUCCCCAAGGCGGCGAGGUCUUCUCUCUCGGGGACUUCACUUUUGUGAUGACUGACAACUCUUAUAUGAUGUUAUGA
Messenger RNA from Diceros bicornis minor, 1095 nucleotides. It is a transcript of the gene CRLF2, whose product is annotated as cytokine receptor like factor 2. Gene Ontology annotation, cellular component: external side of plasma membrane. NCBI's taxonomy places the organism in Eukaryota, Metazoa, Chordata, Mammalia, Perissodactyla, Rhinocerotidae. Gene Ontology annotation, molecular function: cytokine receptor activity; protein binding. The record is from RefSeq and is a predicted model, not a curated record. The coding region runs from base 1 to 1095 and encodes 364 amino acids. The transcript is spliced from 8 exons. Gene Ontology annotation, biological process: cytokine-mediated signaling pathway.